Macaca mulatta (Rhesus monkey) is the source of this 1949-nucleotide messenger RNA. The record is from RefSeq and is a predicted model, not a curated record. Lineage: Eukaryota; Metazoa; Chordata; Mammalia; Primates; Cercopithecidae.
AUGCCCAGAGCCGGGCAGGCCCGAGGCCCGCGGGCGCACAGGAGCCGGCACUGGGCGAGAGCUCGGCGGGGGCGGGGCCCAGCGCGCGCGUGCGCAGAAAGGCCGGCGCGGCGAGCUGAGGAGAAAGCGGCGCGCGGAGGUGGGUGCGCUCGGGGUGUGCGGGGGGUGCGCUGCGGUGUGGCCCGGCCAGGUCCCCGCUGUCACCGCAGUCGACGCGUGCUGGGGGCGGGAACGUGGGGUCCCGGCUGCGGGCCCCAUUCGAGGCGGGGAUCCCUGGCCACGCGCUGGUUGGGGGCUCCGGAGCCCGGCACUGCCCGGCGCUGCAGCUGCGGCUUGGCCUACGGGCGGGGGCCCAGGAGCGGGACCCCCUGGGUGCGAGGCCCGAUCCCCGCCCGGUCGCUGGCCCGCGACUCGGCCCGGGGCAUGGUGUCGUCGGGAAGGGUGACUGUGUCACUCUUUCCUUGGGGCGUUUUCCGUCUCCGCAGGGUCGGAAAUCCUCUUCGGGGCUCGGUGAGAUUGCAACAGAUUCUGAUAAGUCCUGCCCUGUGGACCUGGAGCAGCCCCGGGCCCCGCCCCGCCCUGCCCAGGGAUGACACACGCCCCCACCGCCCACCCGCUUGGGGGUCCGCUAGCCCCCGGCCCUGUCCAGUGGGAGCCCCUCUGGGUGCGCCUUGCCAGGCGGCCGCUGCCCUCCGGGCCCUGGGAGGUGGGAGCCAGGGACCCCCAGCUCCGAGCCAGCACAGCGGAGGGGAGAGCCGGCCCCACCUGGGCUGGGCUGCACCUGUUCCCGCCCCCUCCAGGCGGGAGUCCCUGCGGGCUAGCCACAGGCUUUCUUUGAUGGCCGUGCCCCUCAGGGAAAUGCGCUUCGGACCCCUGGGUUACUGCUUGCGGGGGGUGAUAUUAAAGGCCAAAGGUUGUCUAAAAGCCACCUGGGUGGUGUGGAGGUGCAGGUGGACUGUUAGGUUGGUGGCUGUGGUUGUGAAGCCGGUGUCACUGUCUUUCUCCAGCAGCUUUUUCCAGAAAGGGGGCGUCAGCCUGCCCUUCCAGGGCGAUAGAAGCACUAGCGGGUGAUUUUUCCCUGUUUUGCUGUGUUUGCUCCGGAGUCACCAGGUGACUUCCAGGCAAUGUGCAGAAGGAACCGUUCCAUUAUUUGGCACGUGGGCCGUUUCCUCCACCCGAGGUCCUGGGCUCUGUCUUCACAGUCUGUCCUCAGCACACAGUAGGCACCUGUAGAUGUUUGCUCAGUUGCAGCGGAGACAAGCAGUCAGUUCUUUUCAUUUUAAGGAACACAGGCUGGGAAAAAAAACCAAUCCAGAUAAGAGAAGAUCAGGAAAUCUUAUGCAGAUUUUACAGUUACUGUUCCUAGCCUGUGGCAUGACCCCUGCGUGCCCUGCCUUUUAUUUUGAGGGUUGAUCCUCAUCUAAUCUGAGCACUCAGAUAAAGGCUUUACAUAGAGUACUAAUUAGAGAGUGCUUGCUCUACUUAGAAGCCUGUCUUUCCCUGUGAACGGGGCUGGAGCAACACUGUUCAUCUUUGCUUCCCCCUGGCCUGGCCAGGGCUGGGCCAGAGGUUUUCUCUACAUGAUGGUUGAAGUGGAUCAAGGUCCUUUUGUCAGAAUGAUAGAUGUGAACUAUUGCAGUUGCUUUCCACUGGGUUGAGGGUGACCUUCUGAGAUGCAGAAGUAAUCUAGGCAGGGUUUUCAUAACAACAGUAAAUUUGGCCACCCAGGGUCUGUAAAGUCACCUGCAGGGUAGCCUUACUAGCUCUCGCUGACCACACCUGCCAGGAUUGUCCAGCAGGCUCGAGUGACCUUGGGCAUGCAGUGUUGCUCUUAAUUAUCUGCAGAUUGAGCCAAGCUCAGAAAACAUAUUAAAUGUUUGCCUUUAGAUGGUUCCUCGUUUAAAGUACAUAAGGACGAUGAAGCAGGUUAUAAAAAAAGCACUUAACAU